UAAAAAUGAUUCAUUCUCUGGAGAUUAUUUCUGGCAGAAUAGUGAAUUCUUGAAAUAGAGAAAACUGGAAACAUAACACUUACUUUGUAUCUUAUGAACUCUAAAUGCACUUAGACGGCUGCACAACAAGUCAGAGCUCAGGCGAACGCUUUUAUUGCCAGAAGAAGGGGCUGGACCUGAUAUGUUACUUCUGCAUAGCAUGGAUCUUAAUCCAACAGUUGCACACAAAAAUGACCAACAAAUCUCUUCAUGUGAACAUUGACAAGUGGAUAUCUGAAAAUGAGAGUUCUUUCCUUCCGCCUGUGUGCAACAAAUUAAUGUUCUUUUAUCAGUUGAAUAUUAUGUUUGUUGGUGGUCCAAACAUAAGGAAGGAUUAUCACAUUGAGGAGGGUGAAGAGCUCUUUUAUCAAGUAAAAGGUGACAUGGUUCUCAAAAUCAUAGAGAAUGGCAAACACAGAGAUGUUCACAUCCGAGAGGGAGAGAUGUUCCUACUUCCAGCACGGAUUCCUCAUUCACCCCAGAGACAGGCACAUACUGUCGGGCUGGUUGUAGAGAGAAGACGACUUGACUCAGAAACCGAUGGGCUCAGGUACUACGUGGAUAAUACUACUGAUGUCUUAUUUGAGCGCUGGUUUUACUGUGAGAACCUUGGAACCCAGCUUGUUCCUGUCAUAAAAGAGUUUAUGGAUUCAAAACAGCAUAAAACAGGAAGACCUGACCCAGCUGAUCCGAUCAUGCCGGCCCCAUUCCCACUCAACACCAUGAACGUUAUGACACCUUUCUGCUUCAAAGAAUGGGUGGAGAAGCAGAAGCCUGCACUGGCCAGCGGUCGGCCGGUGGAUAUGUUUGGAGCGCAGUUUGAAACCGAGACGCUGCUCUUUGGUCCUGGGACUUGUGAAUCUUCAAAGAGACAUACUGAUGGCUGGAUCUGGCAGCUGGAGGGGUCAUCCAAAGUCUUCAUGAAUGGCAAAGACUAUAACCUGUCUGUAGGAGACUGUCUUCUUAUCUUUGGGGAAACAGAGUAUCAGUGGAAACGGUCUCAGGAUUGUGUUGCUUUAUAUGUUGCUCAAGACCCAGAAAGGAAGCAACCUUUUUAAGAUUUGUCAACACAAGAGAAAAUGUACAGUUCUUAUUGUAAACUCUUGCCCAAAAAAAACCCACAUUCACAUGUUUAUCAAUCACUUUUUAUUACAUUUAAACAUAAAGAGAAGUGUACAUACAGUAUGAAUUAAAUAAAAGAUUACACAAUG
This is a messenger RNA of Misgurnus anguillicaudatus (oriental weatherfish), 1250 nucleotides long. The record is from RefSeq and is a predicted model, not a curated record. NCBI's taxonomy places the organism in Eukaryota, Metazoa, Chordata, Actinopteri, Cypriniformes, Cobitidae.